Messenger RNA from Brachypodium distachyon (stiff brome), 1744 nucleotides. RefSeq names its product farnesylcysteine lyase. NCBI's taxonomy places the organism in Eukaryota, Viridiplantae, Streptophyta, Magnoliopsida, Poales, Poaceae. Gene Ontology annotation, molecular function: prenylcysteine oxidase activity. The transcript is spliced from 5 exons. The record is from RefSeq and is a predicted model, not a curated record. Gene Ontology annotation, biological process: prenylated protein catabolic process; prenylcysteine catabolic process. The coding region runs from base 81 to 1568 and encodes 495 amino acids.
CAAGAGAGACGGAGGAGGAGCGAGUCCGGCGUGGCGAAUUUUUAGUUCUUGGUCGUCUGCUACAGUAAUCCCCAUCAACGAUGCUGCCCCUCCUCCUUCUCCUCCCCUUCCUCCAAGCCACCACCGCCGCCGACGACAUCUGCAUCGUGGGCAGCGGCAUCUCGGGCUCCUCCACCGCCUUCUUCCUCACCAACUACACCUCCUCCGCCCUCGCCCUCGCCGGGGCCCAGCUCCGGGUCUUCGAGCGCCUCGACAGGGUCGGCGGCCGCCUCGCCACUGUCACCGUCGCGGGAGACGAGUUCGAGGCCGGCGGCUCCAUCAUCCACCCACGCAACCUCCACGUGCGCCGCUUCGCCGACCUCCUGGGCCUCGCCGCCAAGACCGGCGGCGACGACGACUGGCUCGGGAUCUGGGACGGCGCCCGCUUCGUCUUCCAGACGCUCCGCCCCGCGCCGCCCGGAAGCUCCUGGCUGCGCCGCAAGCUGUACGGCCUCCUCAACUCGCUGCUGCUGCUCAGGCGCUAUGGCCUCUCGCUGCUCAAGAUGGACAGCUUUGUGCAGGAAAUGUUGCAAAAAUUUAUGCUCUACUACAAUGGAUUCGAGUCCCGGCCUGUGUUUGACAAUGUCGAGGACAUGCUCAAAUGGUCAGGCCUGCAUGGGCUCACACGCAGGACCCUAGAGGAGGAGCUGAUUGAUGCCGGGCUGAAUCAUCAAACUAUAUCAGAGCUUGUCACUGUGAUAACAAGGAUAAACUAUGGACAAAGCGUGAGUAUAAGUGGCCUCGCGGGCGCUGUGUCUUUAGCUGGCUCCGAGUCUGGAUUGUGGGCUGUCAAAGGAGGCAACUGGCAGCUAGCUGCUGGGUUGCUUAAGACUGCUAACGCCACCUUGCAUCUCCAAGAAGGCAUAGAUUCAAUUUCUGAUGCGGGGGAUUAUUAUGUUCUGAAAUCCAAUAAAGGGCAUGAAUAUAACUGUAAGGUGACGAUUCUUGCAACACCACUUGACGAGGUGAACAUUACCAUUAUCCCUCCAAUCUCCAUUCCACCGAGAAAGAUGCAACACACCUAUACAACCUUUGUCAGGGGCCUCUUGAACCCUAAAUUCUUUGCUCUGAGCUCAGUGUCUGAUCUUCCGAAGCUGAUAGGAACCAUGGAGCUCCCUGAUAUCCCUUUCUCAAGCAUCUCAGUUCUGAAAAAGCACAAUGAACAUGACAUGACUUACAAGAUGUUCUCACGUGCGGAGAUGGAUGACAGUUUGCUGGAUCAGAUCUUUAGCACACGGGAAGAGACCAUUCGGAUAGACUGGCCUGCUUAUCCACACUACCAGGCCCCAGAAAAUUUUGCGCCGAUAAUACUGGACAGUAAGCACCUGUACUACGUGAAUAGCUUUGAGAGCGCCGCUAGCGCCAUGGAGACGGGCGCUGUUGCGGCAGAAAACGUGGCGAGGCUCGUCAUCUCGAGGCUGACCCUUGGCCUACGAGCUGGUCUCUCGUCAUCGGAAGGCACUGCUGGCAGUCCGCCUCAUAUCAAGUCGUUCGCCGGUGAGGAAGGAUCCCAGCGUGUAGAGCUGUGAAAAAUGCUGAAGAUUCAUGAUUUGUUGAUGGACUCAUUGUAGCUAUUUUUGUUCAAUUUUUUCUUCUUCUUUCUGUUUCUGUGAGGGACACUACAUGUUACAGACUGGGGAGUGUGGGUGCCUAUAUUUACAGUCCAGCCUAAAAUGCAAUACAGGAUCACUACGAGCUUGUGAAA